CCCCUCCCAACCCCCCAGGUAUAAGGACUACAGAGAGCCUCCAUGGUCAGCUGAAGCCUACCAGUUCUCUAAAACCUACUGGGCCGUCCUUGCUGCCAGACUGGCCUUCGUCAUCCUGUUCCAGAACCUGGUGAUGUUCCUGAGCCUGCUGGUUGCCUGGGUGAUCCCAGACGUACCGAAGGACAUCAGUGAGCAGCUGAAGAGAGAGAAGACUCUGCUGGUGGACGUGUUUCUCCGGGAGGAGAAGGAGAAGUUCCACCUCCUCCAGAGCCUCUUCUCCUCCAAGGACCAGCCCAGCCAGGGUCACCCCAACACGGCCCACUUCCGUACUCUACCCCUAGGCCUCUCUCAGGGCCUAGGCCAGCCCCCGGGCGGAGAGGGAGGGGAAUCCCGGGUGAGAUGCAGGGCUGCCAGUUUCAGCCAGUUCACCAGACAGAUGUCCAUGUCUCCUAGCAACGAUGCAGCCCGACACACAGCGGUCUGACACGCCACUGUAGCGGUUGGAUACAAACGUUCUUUAUCCCCACAGGAGAAGUUCAGACACCAGUGUGGUAGCUACAUGGAGUCUGAAUGCUCCUCUGAGAUCUCUCACCCAUGUAGACUUGGUGUUCUCUUUCUGAAGCAGUGUGAUGAUGGAACAUACUGAUCAUGGACUUGUUCUUCUGGCCGGAUAAUCUACGUAUUCUUGACCAUUGUAUGUUAAUCUGCAUGAUGAGAAGUGACUGUAUAGUUCACCUUAAGGAAAAACACCUUCAGCCUGACGGUCUUCUCUGAGAGAGCUUCCCAUGUCUGGAACACACAUGGAGCUGCUGUUUACCGUCACCAAUAACCUAAAGACAUGGCUAACGGACAGUCUGGUGUGUCAACACCAUCCCCCAGCUGUGUAGACCUGCUUUCCAUGCUGUCUGCUAUACAGUCAGGUGUGUCAACACCAUCCCCCAGCUGUGUAGACCUGCGUUCCAUGCUGUCUGCUAUACAGUCAGGUGUGUCAACACCAUCCCCCAGCUGUGUAGACCUGCGUUCCAUGCUGUCUGCUAUACAGUCAGGUGUGUCAACACCAUCCCCCAGCUGUGUAGACAUGCGUUCCAUGCUGUCUGCUAUACAGUCAGGUGUGUCAACACCAUCCCCCAGCUGUGUAGACCUGCGUUCCAUGCUGUCUGCUAUACAGUCAGGUGUGUCAACACCAUCCCCCAGCUGUGUAGACCUGCGUUCCAUGCUGUCUGCUAUACAGUCAGGUGUGUCAACACCAUCCCCCAGCUGUGUAGACCUGCGUUCCAUGCUGUCUGCUAUACAGUCAGGUGUGUCAACACCAUCCCCCAGCUGUGUAGACCUGCGUUCCAUGCUGUCUGCUAUACAGUCAGGUGUGUCAACACCAUCCCCCAGCUGUGUAGACCUGCGUUCCAUGCUGUCUGCUAUACAGUCUUGGCUCUUUUUCUGUCAUGCUGUUUGUUUGCUUUUUGUGUUGUUGCUUUCUGUCUGUCUGUGU
Molecule: messenger RNA, 1486 nt
Organism: Oncorhynchus gorbuscha (pink salmon)
Lineage: Eukaryota; Metazoa; Chordata; Actinopteri; Salmoniformes; Salmonidae
Product: anoctamin-2-like
Exons: 3
Coding region: 134-484 (116 amino acids)
Source: RefSeq, a predicted model, not a curated record